AUGGCACGGUUGUUUGCGCCAGUUCAGCACUCCCUCUUACUCCGAGAGGUGUCACUUUGUUACCGGGGGCUCACUUAUGGAUUUUUGGCACCUGAACUCUAUGACACAACUCAAUAUCCCUUUAUUUACCAGAUGAUCCCAAACCAAGAGCUGCAGUGUUCAGGGCUCAUUGAAUUGCUCUUGUAUUUUCAGUGGAUGUGGGUUGGGCUCACAGUUUUUGAAGGUGACAAUGGAGAUACUUUUCUGAAGACAAUUACACCAAUGUUCACCAAGGUUGGUGUUUGCAUUUCUAUCACGUUAAGAAUAUCGGACCGACACAACGAUCCCAUUGCUAAUGCACUGGAGUCCCUGAAGAAAAUGGAGAUGCUUGCCAAAAGUAAUACCAAUGUUAGUAUCAUCUAUGGACAGUCUCAACAUUCCUUCCCUGUAGGCAUCAUGCCAUCUGGGAAAGUUUGGAUCACAGUGGCUCAGUGGGAUUUGAGUUCAGGACUUAUUUCAGUUAAAUUCCAUGGUGCUUUGUCCUUUGCCGUCCAUUCCAUGGAGGUUCCAGGAUUCAAGGAAUUCCUCCAGAAUAUGGACCUUCAGUCUCUUGAUGGAGAUUGCAUUAUCCAGAAUUUCUGGCAGGCAGUUUUUGACUGUUCAAUGUUGAUAUGCAAUAUAUCGUAUUUUGACAUGUGUACUGGACUGGAGAAUUUAGAAGACCUACCUGGACAUGUGUUUGAGAUGGAAAUGUCUGUUUACAGCUACAGUAUCUAUAAUGCUAUUUAUGCGGUGGCACAUGCUGUGCAUGCCAUGUAUUCAUCAAGCUCCAGGAGGAAUGGAGACAGAUUAAAUAUUUGGAAUGUGCAGGCUUGGGAGCUGCAUCCUUAUUUGAAAAAUUUGCAUUUUAACAAUAGUGCGGGAGAUGAAGUGUCCUUUAAUGGAAACACAGGUUUGGAAGCAAGAUAUGAUAUUAUCAACUGGAUCAUAACGGACACUAAGACCACCAGAGUCAAAAUUGGAAGUAUGAAUUUUCUGACUUCUUCUAGUGUGGAGCUUCAGAUUGACAAGGAUAUAAUUCAGUGGCCAACCAGAUAUAACCAGACACAACCACGUUCCAUUUGCACCAGCAACUGCUUACCUGGAUACCAUAAAGUAGUCGUGGAGGGGAAACCUGUGUGUUGCUAUGAGUGUUCUCUGUGUCCAGAAGGAGCCAUUUCUAAAAAAAUAGAUGCAAAGGAGUGCAACAAAUGCCCCGAUGACAAGUAUCCAAACAGACACAGGGAUGAGUGUGUUCCCAAGAGUAUUACUUUUCUCUCCUACAAAGAUCCUUUGGGAAGAGUUUUGGCUGCUUUUGCUGUCCUCUUUUUCUGCAGCAGUGUUUGGAUUCUAGGGGUCUUCACCAAGCACCGAAAUACACCAAUAAUCAAAGCCAACAACAAGGGCCUGACAUACAUGCUCCUUAUCUCCCUCCUGCUUUGCUUUCUCUGCUCCUUGCUAUUCAUCGGAUGGCCCGGAAAGGUGACCUGUCUUCUCCGGCAAACUGCUUUUGGUGUUAUCUUUGCUGUUGCUGUUUCCUGUGUGCUGGCCAAAACCAUCACUGUCAUUUUGGCUUUCAUGGCUACAAAACCAGGCCACAAGAUGAGAGGAUGGUUGGGAAAGAGAUUAUCAGGCUUCAUUGUCCUCUCGUGUUCUCUGGUUCAAGUUGGUAUCUCCACUAUGUGGUUGGGGACCUCUCCCCCUUUUCCAGAAAUGGAUAUGCACUCACAGCCUGGAGAGAUCAUUGUGCAAUGUAAUGAAGGGUCAAUCACCAUGUUUUAUUCAGUUCUGGCCUAUAUGGGCCUGUUAGCCCUAAUGAGUUUCAUUGUGGCUUUUCUUGCAAGAAAACUUCCUGACACUUUUAAUGAAACUAAAUGUAUUACUUUCAGCAUGAUGGUUUUUUGCAGUGUCUGGGUGUCUUUCGUGCCAGCCUACCUGAGCACCAAAGGGAAAUACAUGGUAGCUGUUGAGAUCUUCUCCAUAUUGGUCUCCAGCUUAAGCUUACUAGGUUUCGUCUUUCUUCCUAAAUGCUACAUUAUAAUUCUGAAGCCAGAUCUGAAUACCAGGGAACGGUUAAUCAGGAAAACACUGUAA
Euleptes europaea (tarantolino) is the source of this 2112-nucleotide messenger RNA. RefSeq names its product vomeronasal type-2 receptor 26-like. Gene Ontology annotation, cellular component: membrane. The transcript has 5 exons. Gene Ontology annotation, biological process: G protein-coupled receptor signaling pathway. Gene Ontology annotation, molecular function: G protein-coupled receptor activity. The coding region runs from base 1 to 2112 and encodes 703 amino acids. The record is from RefSeq and is a predicted model, not a curated record. NCBI's taxonomy places the organism in Eukaryota, Metazoa, Chordata, Lepidosauria, Squamata, Sphaerodactylidae.